Phacochoerus africanus (Common warthog) is the source of this 2370-nucleotide messenger RNA. RefSeq names its product GRB2 related adaptor protein 2 (gene GRAP2). The record is from RefSeq and is a predicted model, not a curated record. Gene Ontology annotation, cellular component: ESCRT-0 complex. Gene Ontology annotation, biological process: protein transport to vacuole involved in ubiquitin-dependent protein catabolic process via the multivesicular body sorting pathway. Gene Ontology annotation, molecular function: protein binding. Bases 581 to 1543 code for a protein of 320 amino acids. Lineage: Eukaryota; Metazoa; Chordata; Mammalia; Artiodactyla; Suidae. The transcript is spliced from 8 exons.
CAAGGCACUCAUGCUCCAAAUUGUGCACGCGUUCAGCAAUGCAUGUGGCUCUUCACACACACGCAUAGUAGAGACCGUGUACAAAUACCAGAGCUAGCAAAUGCAGUAAACGGCACGCCAGAUGUCUCUGAAAUUUGCAAAGAACCCAGGACCAAAAAUGACAGUUAGCUCCAUAAGCCCUAUAAAAGAAAAAAAAAGAAGAAGAAAAAGGAAAAAAAAACCCCAAAAACGCCAAAGAACAAAAGAACCUCCAGCAAAAGGAAGUGGCUAUGUUUUUUUUCUAUGCACUCAAGCCGGGGGUGGGGAAGAUUUAUAAAGGCAUUCUAUGCUGGGCAGGUUCAAGUAAGCCUGAGUUCCUCAAGGGUUGGCUUUAGGAGCUGUUAGGAAAAUUCAUUGCCAUGCAUGAGUCGGGGGAUUGUCUUUUAUUCCACUGGAAAUUGUUAGCGGGGACUGCAUUAGCGGCCCCUUAUCGCUCUGCCUGAUAGAGAGACAGCAGGUUCACCCAAGCAAUUCUGGAACCCUGAUCACUGCCAAUUAGGGGAACAUUGUCUGGCUGACAUAAUCAACUUCACGCAACACCAUGGAAGCCAUCGCCAAGUUUGAUUUCAUCGCCUCAGGAGAGGAUGAACUGAGCUUUCAGGCUGGAGAUGUUCUCAAGAUCUUAAGUAACCAAGAGGAGUGGUUCAAGGCGGAGCUUGGGAGCCAAGAAGGAUAUGUGCCCAAGAAUUUUAUAGACAUCGAGUUUCCUGAAUGGUUUCACGAAGGCCUCUCUCGACACCAGGCAGAGAGCUUGCUGAUGGGCAAAGAUGUUGGUUGCUUCAUCAUCCGGGCCAGCCAGAGCUCCCCCGGGGACUUCUCCAUAUCUGUCAGGCAUGAGGAUGACGUCCAGCACUUCAAAGUCAUGAGAGACAACAAGGGUAAUUACUUCCUGUGGACGGAGAAGUUUCCAUCCCUCAAUAAGCUGGUGGACUACUACAGGACGACGUCCAUCUCCAAACAGAAGCAGAUCUUUCUGAGGGACAGGACCCGGGAGGAUCAGGGUCAACGGGGCAACAGCCUGGACCGGAGGUCCCAGGGAGGCCUAGCCCUGAGUGGGGCUGUGGGAGAAGAAAUCCGGCCUGCGAUGAACCGGAAGCUGUCGGAUCACCCCCCACCCCCGCCCUCGCAGUAUCCCCCAGCACCACUGCCACCCCAGCAGCGGUACCUGCAGCAGCACCUGCAGCAGCAUCAUUUUCAUCAGGAUCGCCGUGGAGGCAGCCUGGACAUAAAUGACGGGCACUGUGGCCUGGGCAUGGGCAGCGAAAUGAACGCCGCCCUCAUGCACCGGAGACACACAGACCCAGUGCAGCUCCAAGUGGCCGGGCGAGUGCGGUGGGCCCGGGCACUGUACGACUUUGAGGCCCUCGAGGAUGACGAGCUGGGAUUCCAGUGCGGAGAGGUGGUUGAGGUCCUGGACAGCUCCAACCCGUCCUGGUGGACCGGCCGCCUGCACAACAAGCUGGGCCUCUUCCCUGCCAACUACGUGGCGCCUAUGACCCGGUGAAGCCCUUUGGAGGGUUGGAGGCUUUUGAAUGAAGCUGCCUGCAAGAGACGGGGCAAGGAAGAAAAACUGGAACUACGCAUCCAUCCACAUGUGUGUGUGUGUGUAUACGCACCUGUAUAUAUGCCUACGUCUACGUUCAUAAUAGUAAUUUAUUGGCAAUUUAGUAGGUUACUUAGUUGACACGAAAGGAACUUGGAUGAAUUAUAUUCAGACUUAUGUUUCUACUUCCUCAGCGGGUGUGCAGAGGCGCGGGGGCGCCGCGAGGCAGGGAGCAGGGAAACGAAACUGACGUUCUUCCUGUCCUGAAAUGGCACCGCUUGCCCCUCGCCCUGGGAAUUUUCAGAGAGGAGCUGAGCAGGGUCCACACCUGGCAUUGGAUGCAGAACAACAGGGUGGACUUGGACUUCAUGGGACAAGUUCUAGCUUUACCUGCGAGUCCUGCUCCCCCUGAGGGUGGGCAGGGAUGGUCUCUCCUGCCCACCCCCACCCCCGACCACUCCACCCCGGGGUGGGCACUGCUGACCUAAAAGUGAAAGCGCACCUCUGCCCAUCUAAGCGGUGAGCGGGAAGGGGUGCAAGCCUGGCCCCCCCAGCCAGUGCUCAGCUAAGACCUGCAUCUCCCACAAGUGAAUGUUCCUCAGCUAAUCCUGGAGGACUGGAGGCAGCGGAGGAUCCAGGUGCUGGGAAAUGGAGGGGUUUCCCCCAGGGGGCUUACUUGAGUGGAAGCUGUUUUCCCAGCAGCCAAGACAGCAGCUUCCUAGACUCUGUAAAGCGCUUGGAGAAGCCUUGGCCAAGGAUGGUGGAUUAAAGCCACUGUGUUAUAGUUA